Molecule: messenger RNA, 732 nt
Organism: Botrytis byssoidea
Lineage: Eukaryota; Fungi; Ascomycota; Leotiomycetes; Helotiales; Sclerotiniaceae
Exons: 1
Coding region: 1-732 (243 amino acids)
Source: RefSeq, a predicted model, not a curated record
AUGCUGCUGUGUAGUAAGAGUCCUCUUCUUUGGAGCAAUUGUUGCGGAAAUACAUUAGAAGAUGGGACCAGCUUAAACCACGCGCGUUUCAACGCCUUAUUAGCUUUCAUGCAGUUCUCAUCGACCAUAGUCAUCUCACCAAUAGUGAUAGGCCAAAAUCAGAAUUGUCAACUUCAGUUUAUAGCGUCCUUAAAGCUCGUUACCUCUCUGAUUUCGAGCGCAAUAGCGUUUCCCGUUGGCCGUCGAGAAUCACAAGAAAUAUUGGAGCGCUCUGAGGCUGCGCUGAUACCCAUCUGUCUUUUGGCAAUAUUUCUUGUAACGACAACAGGUAUUACGUUCGGUGCAACUACUUUGGCGAGUAAUUUGGCACACCAUAACCUCAAGUUCGGGGCCAUUACUGGGAUGUAUGGUACUACUACAACCACAGUCAUUCUGCUAAUAAUGAUAGAUUCAGCUCUGCAUCACUGGUAUCGAUCGCAUCCAGAGGAAGAUGAAGAUGCUUAUGAAACGAAUUCGGAAUUGGAUAGUGACGCGGACUCCCCAAUAUCAAUCCCCAACUUGGGAUAUGAAAGUUACCGGAUGUUAAACCGCGUGUUAAAUUUUCGAUCAAUAAAAUCAGGCUGUAUUGUAUGGGAAAUCUGUGCAACUUUGACGCAAGUCUAUAUUGAUUUGGUUGUCGGUUUGGCUGCAGAGAAUAUCGGUGCAAUCCCAAUCCCAAAGCUGGACGCAUGA